Macaca mulatta (Rhesus monkey) is the source of this 4419-nucleotide messenger RNA. Lineage: Eukaryota; Metazoa; Chordata; Mammalia; Primates; Cercopithecidae. The record is from RefSeq and is a predicted model, not a curated record.
GAGAUCGUGCCAUUGCACUCCAGCCUGGGCAACAACAGUGAAACUCCGCCUAAAAAAAAAUAAAAGAACCAUACAUUCCACGAGUUAAUGGUGUCACUAUCACCGCUUCUUCUAUAUCAAUAAUUUUGCCUUAAUCUUCUCAUUUACUACUUCACAAAAAAGGACCUUAAAAAAACUAGUCUUCUCUGCCUUCCCCUGCUUUUUUAUUGGUGUUGUCAAAGUUGCAGAAACUGAGAUCACAGAGGAAACGGGACGUAGCAAGGAUCACACAGUCAGCCAGAGUCGGGACUAAAUCCAAGCCCCUGAGUCUGAGGCAGUAGAGAAUAGUGAUUCUGAGCAGAGAGGGGCCAAGGCCAGGUUACCCCAGCUCUGCCACUUAGCUGCUUGACCUUGGGCAAGCCAUUUAACCUCUCCAUGCCUCACCCCUCCCCUGAAAAUGGGGAUGAUAUGGGUAUCUCUUUCCUAGAGCUGCUGUGAGUGUUAAAUAACCCAAUAUUCGUGAAGCACUUUGCGCAGAGGCUGGCACAUUCUGUACUAAGUCUGCUGUGAUGAUUUCUACUUCGCCCUGGUCUGCACGUCUUCUUGCUUUCAGAAACAUCUUCCUUCUGCUUCUUAAUUCCCGUUCUCCUUAGCAUGCCUCUCAUUUGUCCAUCUUUAAUCCCUGUCUCUGCUUCUCAGGAGGGGAGGGUUGGGUUUGGGGAGAAAGAAAGAGUGAGUGACUAUAAAGACUGGAACUUGCUUGACAGCCAGGGAGUGCCUGCCAUGGUAACACACAAACAUGUAGCCUGUGCAUGUUAGCGUAACAAUCACAUGGCAUCCAUGCUAGUCAGUUACACACAGUCACUCAACAGUCUCUGGGUAUCUCAUGCCCACACUCAAUCAGCCCAGGUCGCCUGGGGCUUCAGAAAUAUCUUGGCCCCUGGUCAGGUGGAGCUCAUACCCAAAUCCAUCCCAAGUAAGUCUCUCUCUGUCUGGCCAGCUUGUGUCUCCAACUCCCUCAGAGCCUGGUUUGGCCUUGGAAUUUUUCAGCCCAGGAAGCCUGAGUGAAGUGGGCGCCUUCGGGGGAUUUUGAUCCAGAACCAUUCAGGAGAGACUGUGAUGGUAGACCCCCUACACACAAACACACACAGGCACACCUGUGCGCAUGAGCAGAUAGGCUUGAGUCUGCAGCUCACAAACUUAUUCCACGUUCCCGAUUGCCCACCUCAUCCAAAGUCUCUUGAGGUGCUUAGAGAAAGGAUUGAUACCUAUUUUACCGAGGAAGCUGAGGUCAGCGAAGAAUAGUGCUUUGCUUAAAGGCAAGGAUGCGAUAGAGCCGAACAAAUGUAGGGCCCUUGCGUCCCAGCCUCGAAUCUUUCUGUUUCACCGCAGCUGCGAGCUGCGAGCCCAGAAGGUGGCUCAGAUCAACGUGGGCUGAAUUCACGCCCCCCACUCACCCUACCCAAUCCCGCCAAAGCCAUUGCCUCCCCUUUGGCGGCCACUGGGGUAAAGGGAGAGAACUGCCAUAGCUUGUCCCUUUAAUGCGCGCCCCCGGAGGCCCGGCGCGCCCCCGCCACUAUAACUGGAGUGCAUGGAGCAGGCUACGCUCAGAGGAGGAAGGGCGGGCGCUGGGCACCCGUUGACCGACUUUUCCAAGUGCGAUCAGUGCCCGUCCGUCCUGCCUCCAUGGACCCGCACCGGAACGGCCACCGCUGAGGACCCCACGCACACUAGGAUCCCGGCUGGGUCGCACCCGGCUACCGCACCGUGACCCCCGCCGGCUGUGCGGGCUCCCCGCGCCUCUACCCGCAGCGCUCGCCGUCGGGCUAGGGCUCGGCUACCGCCACGCCUCGCGCCCCGCACUCACCACCCCAUGCUGGUGCACACCUACUCUGCCAUGGUGAGUAGUCUCGGGCCCGGGACAUACUCGGCCGGGGGAUCGGGGCGCCUGAGUGCUGGACUUUCCAACCCUCCUGCCCCGCGCCAACGAAAUCUCAGAGGGAGGGGGCCGUAGGGACUCCGUCAGCUGAGAACGCUAUGCGCAAGUGACCGCUGUCCCCAGCCUGAGGCUCCUGCGCUCGCGGGUGGCUGGGAAAUAAACCUCCGGCCCUAGGAAGCGGGAGGGACGGCGGCUGGACCCUCCCGAGCUGAGGAGGAGCCUUGCGGGCUGGGGUCCUUUCAGCUGCCAGUGGAUCACCUAACGCACACCUCUCCUUCCUCAGGAGCGCCCCGACGCGCUGGGCGCAGCGGCCGGCGGGGCCCGCCUGUCGUCUCUGCCCCAGGCGGCCUACGGGCCGGCGCCCCCGCUCUGCCACACGCCAGCCGCCGCAGCUGCCGCCGACUUCCAGCCGCCCUACUUCCCGCCGCCCUACCCGCAGCCACCGCUGCCCUACGGUCAGGCGCCCGACGCAGCCGCAGCCUUUCCCCACCUGGCAGGGGACCCGUAUGGCGGCCUGGCACCCCUGGCGCAGCCGCAGCCUCCUCAGGCCGCUUGGACAGCGCCCCGCGCAGCCGCCCGCGCCCACGAGGAGCCACCCGGCUUGCUGGCACCGCCCGCCCGCGCCCUGGGCCUUGACCCGCGCCGUGACUACGCCGCCGCUGUGCCCCGGCUCCUGCACAGCCUGGUUGACGGCGCGCACGGCCUGGCAGACGCGCCGCUCGGCCUUCCGGGGCUGGCGGCGGCCCCCGGUCUGGAGGACCUGCAGGCGACGGAUGAGCUGGGAAUGAGCCUUCUAGACCAGUCCGUGAUCAAGAAAGUGCCCAUCCCCUCCAAAGCUAGCAGCCUCUCAGCCCUCUCCUUGGCCAAAGACAGCCUGGUGGGCGGCAUCACGAAUCCUGGUGAGGUCUUCUGCUCUGUGCCCGGCCGGCUUUCACUGCUCAGCUCAACGUCCAAGUACAAAGUGACGGUGGGGGAGGUGCAGCGGCGACUCUCACCUCCUGAGUGCCUCAACGCCUCCCUCCUGGGGGGUGUCCUCCGCAGGGCCAAGUCCAAAAAUGGGGGCCGGUGUUUGCGGGAACGGUUAGAGAAGAUUGGACUCAACCUGCCAGCUGGCCGUCGCAAGGCUGCCAACGUGACGCUGCUGACUUCGCUAGUGGAAGGAGAGGCCGUGCACCUGGCCCGAGACUUCGGUUACGUCUGUGAGACGGAGUUCCCAGCUAAGGCAGCCGCCGAGUACCUGUGCCGACAGCAUGCUGACCCGGGGGAGCUGCACAGCCGCAAGAGCAUGCUGCUGGCCGCCAAGCAGAUCUGCAAGGAGUUUGCAGACUUGAUGGCUCAGGACCGCUCACCGCUGGGCAACAGCCGCCCGGCACUCAUCCUGGAGCCCGGAGUGCAGAGCUGCUUGACACACUUUAGCCUCAUCACCCAUGGCUUCGGUGGGCCUGCCAUCUGUGCUGCCCUCACUGCCUUCCAGAACUACUUGUUGGAGUCACUCAAGGGGCUGGACAAGAUGUUUCUAAGCAGUGUGGGCAGUGGGCACGGUGAAACCAAGGCUUCGGAGAAAGAUGCCAAGCAUCGGAAAUAACUGCUUCUCCCACCCCAUCCCUAAGGGGCUCCCAGGCCCUGAAACAGGCACUUAGCUCCUGGGGGUGGGCCUGAAAGGACUGAAAGGUGGGAUUAGAGUCAGGCCAGAAAGAGAACAUUCAUCCAGAGAUCCCAGAGUCGGGGAUCUGGCUUGGAGUAAGGGAGGGUGGCCUCUCUGUGGUGGUGUGUUGCUAAGGGCCCAGGUAUUUGUCUCAUGUGUGCAAUUUUCUGACCUUUGAUGGUUGAGAAGGGUUUGAACAGAAAAUUGACAUGAAAAGGUCUGGCUCAUGGGGCAGAGCCCUUUCCAUUAGGGUGCCUGGGUGGCCGUGGGUGCUUCUAGAGGCCAAAGCCUUUGUGUUUUUCACUGGUGGCAGAAGGGAAAUUGAUAAAUCAGAGGUGCUACUGAGGAGUUGGUGCCCCUCAUUCCAGAGUCUCCUACCCCCAGAAAAGGGGUGCUGGAAGGAGGAGGCCCCAGUGGACUCUUUGUACCCCUCCUACUCUUGGAAAGAAGUGGGCAGGAGGGGUCCUCAAGGAACAAAGAAGAUAAAGCACAAAUUGCAGAACUUGAAUCCAGGCUGCUCAUCACAGUCCUGUUGCUGUCUGUCCUAUUUAUUUAUGUAUGUUGUAAUUAAAUUUGAAAUUUAAAAAUGUCCAGUGCAACUUACUUAUCCCAGUGAGUUGGGGAUUCAUUUCACUGUUUUCUGGCCAUGCACUGAUAUGGCCAGCUGGACCAGAAGGGAGAGGGUGUUUUUGCUCACAAAGGGCUGUGGGUGGGUUGGGAGGGAAGAAAGGUGUGUCAGGUGCCCUGUGGUUGUCGCUGGGAUCUUGUAUUUGUGGUUCUUUUGCCCCUGCAGUUGAUGUACCUCCCCAUCUCCCCAUCUCUCAUUCUCUUAAUAAAACCUUUCAUUGGAUAUGAA